Messenger RNA from Rattus rattus (black rat), 12589 nucleotides. RefSeq names its product tenascin XB (gene Tnxb). Lineage: Eukaryota; Metazoa; Chordata; Mammalia; Rodentia; Muridae. The record is from RefSeq and is a predicted model, not a curated record. Gene Ontology annotation, molecular function: protein binding.
CCCAACUCCGCCCCCCCCCCCAGGGUCCAGGGCUGCCAAGGCAGUGCUUACCCUGCCUGAGACGCUUCCCUUACUGGGGUUGGGACUGUGCAGGUUCAGAGGUGUAGCAGCCAGCACAAGCCACCAGGCUCUCCAGCCUCCUGAACCAUGGCAGCACAGUGCACCCCGUCUAUUCUGACCGUCCUGGUGUUGCUCGGCACAGCCAGAGGGGGCCCUUUCUCUCCUCGGUCCAAUGUGACGCUCCCGGUGCCACGGCCCCCGCCCCAGCCAGGAGGUCCUUCUUCUCAGCUAUACGAGCACACCGUGGAAGGAGGAGAGAAGCAGGUGGUCUUCACCCACCGCAUUAACCUGCCCCCUUCAGCUGGUUGCGGCUGUCCACCCGGCUCUGAACCCCCGGUGCCUGCUUCAGAGGUGCAGGCCCUGAGGGUCCGGCUGGAGAUCCUGGAGGAGCUGGUAAAAGGGCUUAAGGAACACUGCUCAGGAGGGUGCUGUCCCACAGCGGCCCAGGCUGGCACAGGCCAGACGGAUGUGCGCAGCCUCUGCAGCCUCCAUGGUGUCUUUGACCUGAGCCGCUGCGCUUGUUCCUGUGAGCCUGGCUGGGGUGGACCCACCUGCUCAGACCCUACGGACACAAAGACACCCACCUCGGCCCCGCCCUCAGCCUCCAAGGCCUGUCCGGAAGACUGCAACGACCAGGGCCGCUGUGUCAGAGGACGCUGCGUGUGUUUCCCCGGCUACAGUGGCCCCAGUUGUGGCUGGCCCUCUUGCCCUGGAGAUUGCCAGGGGCGCGGGCGCUGCGUGCAGGGUGUGUGCGUGUGUCGCGCGGGCUUCUCGGGCCCUGACUGCAGCCAGCGCUCCUGCCCUCGUAACUGCAACCAGAGAGGACGCUGCGAGGAAGGCCGCUGCGUGUGUGACCCCGGCUACUCUGGUGAGGACUGUGGGGUGCGGAGCUGUCCCCGGGGCUGCAGUCAGAGAGGCCGCUGCGAGAACGGCCGCUGCGUGUGCAACCCUGGCUACUCCGGUGAGGACUGUGGGGUGCGGAGCUGUCCCCGGGGCUGCAGUCAGAGGGGCCGCUGCGAGGAUGGCCGCUGUGUGUGCGAUCCCGGCUAUAGCGGCGAAGACUGCAGCGUGAGGAGCUGCCCAUGGGACUGUGGCGACGGAGGGCGCUGCGUGGAUGGCCGCUGCGUGUGCUGGCCCGGGUACUCGGGCGAAGAUUGUAGCACGCGGACCUGCCCGCGUGACUGUCGUGGCCGAGGCCGCUGCGAGGACGGGGAAUGUAUCUGUGACCCAGGCUACAGUGGCGACGACUGUGGCGUGCGCAGCUGCCCUGGGGACUGUAACCAAAGGGGCCACUGUGAGGACGGCGCUGCGUGUGCUGGCCCGGCAUACCGGGCGGACUGCAGCACGCGCCUGCCCACGGGACUGCAGGGCCGCAGGCGCUGCGAGAAUGGCGUGCGUGUGCCACGCGGGCUAGCGGCGAGGACUGCGGGUGCGCAGCUGUCCGGGGAUUGUCGCGGCCGUGGGAGCUGCGAGAGCGGCCGCUGCGUGUGCUGGCCCGGGUACACAGGCCGAGAUUGUGGCAUGCGUGCCUGUCCUGGUGAUUGUCGUGGGCGCGGGCGCUGCGUGGACGGCCGCUGCGUGUGCAAUCCGGGCUUUACUGGCGAAGACUGUGGGAGCCGUCGGUGCCCUGGGGACUGUCGAGGACAUGGACACUGCGAGGACGGCGUGUGCGUGUGCGCCGUGGGCUACUCGGGCGACGACUGCAGCAUGCGCAGCUGUCCCAGCGGCUGCAGAGGCCGCGGCCGGUGCCUGGACGGGCUCUGUGUGUGCGACGAAGGCUACUCGGGUGAGGACUGUAGCGUAAGACUGUGUCCACGCGACUGCAGCCAGCAUGGCGUGUGCCAGGAUGGCUUGUGCGUGUGCCACGCGGGCUAUGCGGGCGAAGACUGCAGCAUUCGCACCUGCCCGGCCGACUGUCACCGGCGUGGCCGCUGUGAGGACGGGCGCUGUGUGUGCAACCCAGGCUACACCGGGCCGGCAUGUGCCACCCGCACCUGCCCAGCUGAUUGUCGUGGCCGUGGGCGCUGCGUGCAGGGAGUGUGCGUGUGCUACGCUGGUUACAGCGGUGAGGACUGUGGACAGGAAGAGCCUCCUGCCAGUGCCUGCCCCGGGGGCUGUGGGCCGCGGGAACUGUGCCGCGCUGGACAAUGUGUGUGUGUUGAGGGCUUUCGAGGCCCAGACUGUGCCAUCCAGACGUGUCCGGGUGACUGCCGGGGCAGGGGAGAAUGUGUCCAGGGCACAUGCGUCUGCCAAGAUGGCUAUGCUGGGGACGACUGCGGAGAAGAGAUACCAGCCAUCCAGAACAUGAGGAUGCAUCUCCUAGAGGAGACAACAGUCCGGACGGAGUGGACACGGGUUCCGGGUCCUGUGGAUGCCUAUGAGAUCCAGUUUAUCCCCACGACUGAGGGGGCGAGCCCACCAUUCACAGCUCGGGUGCCCAGCUCUGCCUCAGCCUAUGACCAGCGAGGACUGGCGCCUGGUCAGGACUACCAGGUCACUGUCCGUGCUCUACGAGGGACCAGCUGGGGUCCUCCUACCUCUAAGACCAUCACUACCAUGAUCGAUGGUCCUCAGGACCUCCAAGUGGUAGCUGUGACCCCGACCACACUGGAUCUCAGCUGGCUGCGCCCCCAGGCUGAGGUGGACCGAUUUGUGGUGUCCUAUGUCAGUGCUGGCAACCAAAGGGUGCGACUGGAAGUGCCUCCUGAAGCAGACAGAACUCAACUAACUGACCUGAUGCCAGGUGUGGAGUACGUGGUGACUGUCACUGCAGAAAGAGGCCAUGCUGUCAGCUACCCAGCUUCUGUCAGGGCAAAUACAGGGUCCUUACCCUCUGGCCUCUUGGAGGCUACUGAUGAGCCUCCUCCCUCGGGCCCCUCUACGACCCAAGGGGCUCAGGCCCCUAUCCUGAUCCUGGAGCACCACCCGCUGGGAGAGUUGAAGGUGCUGGGCAGAGACAAGGCAGGGCGCCUCCGUGUGGCCUGGACUGCCCAGCCUGACAGCUUUGCCCACUUCCAGCUGCGCAUGCAGGUGGCCGAGGGGCCCUGGGCUCACGAAGAACUGCUACCGGGAGACGUCCACCAGGCUCUGGUGCCCCCACCCCCUCCCGGAUCCCCCUACAAGCUAUUCCUCCAAGGGAUCACCCCUGGGGGCGAGCCCUCUGUUCCUAUCACCUACCAAGGCAUUAUGGACAGGGCUGAGGUGCAGCCUGGGAAGUCAUCGGUCCUGCCACGCCUGGGUGAGCUGACAGUGACAGGCCUGACCUCUGACUCCCUGCUCCUGCACUGGACCGUCCCAGAGGGGGAGUUUGACUCCUUCCUGAUCCAGUACAAGGACAAAGACGGGCCCCGGGCAAUACCCGUAGAGGGACCCCAGCGUUCGGCACCUGUCACAGCCUUGGAACCAGGACGCAAGUACAAAUUUAUCCUGUAUGGACUCGUCGGCAAGAAGAGGCAUGGUCCCCUGAUGGCUGAAGCCAAGAUCUUGCUUCAGAGUGACCCUGACUCAGGGUCCCCACCCCGUCUGGGAGAGCUAUGGGUGACAGACCCCACCCCACACUCACUGCACCUCUCCUGGACUGUUCUCGGAGGCCAGUUUGACUCCUUCACGGUCCAGUACAGAGACAAGGAAGGCCAGCCCCAUGUGGUGCCUGUGGAGGGGCCUGAGCGCUCAGUGGUGAUCUCCCCACUGGACCCCAAUCACAAGUAUAGGUUCACUCUGUUUGGGGUUGCCAAUAAGAAGCGGUAUGGGCCCCUUACUGCUGAUGGCACUACUGCCUCAGAGCCGAAAGAGGAGUCCUCGGAGCCGCCCCGCCUCGGCGAACUGACUGUAACUGGUGUGACCCCAGACUCCCUGCGCCUGUCCUGGACAGUGGCCCGGGGUCCCUUCGACUCCUUUGUGAUCCUUUACAAGGAUGCACAGGGCCAGCCCCAGAGCGUGCCCAUCGAGGGGGAUGAGAAUGAGGUCACUGUCCCCGGCCUGGAGUCCAACAGGAAGUAUAAGAUGAACCUCUAUGGGCUUCGUGGCAGGCAGCGUGUGGGGCCGGUGUCUGUAGUGGCCAAAACGGCCCCACCAGAGAUUGUAGACCAGACCUCCAGCCCCACAGAGCCCAGCACACAGGCCCCAGAGCCCCCCAAGAAGCCACUGCUAGGAGAGCUGACCGUGACGGACACCACGCCCAACUCCCUGAGCCUCUCCUGGACAGUCCCCGAGGGACAGUUUGACCAGUUCGUGAUCCAGUACAAGAACGGGGACGGGCAGCCCAAGGUGGUGCGGGUGCCAGGGUACGAGGACCAGGUCACCAUCUCUGGCCUGGAGCCAGACCACAAGUACAAGAUGAACCUGUAUGGCAUCCACAGCGGUCAGCGUGUGGGCCCCGUGUCUGUCACAGGCGUGACGGACCCACAACCAGAAGAAAAGACCCCCCGUGAGCCCCACCUGGAGGAGUUGACAGUGACUGGUGUAACCCCCAAUUCCGUGAGCCUCUCAUGGGUGGUUCCUGAGGGAGAGUUUGAUUCCUUCGUGGUCCAGUACCAGGACGGGAAUGGGCAGCCCCAGGAGGUACCUGUGACAGCGGAGCGGCGUGAGGUCACCAUCCUUGACCUGGACCCUGAAAGAGUGUACAAGAUGAACUUGUAUGGGCUACAUGGUAGACGUGUGGGCCCUCUCUCUGUGUCAGCAGUGACGGACCCCCUCCCAGAAGCACCAGCCCCAGUCACUGAAGCCUCCAAGUUGGUCCCAGAGCCACGCCUGGGGGAACUGGCGGUGACAGAUGUAACCCCGGACUCUGUGGGCCUCUUGUGGACUGUCCCUGAGGGUGAAUUCGACUCCUUCAUGGUCCAGUACAAGGACAGGGAUGGCCAGCCCCAUGUGGAGUCUGUGGCAGCAGACCUACGCGAGGUCACCGUCCCAGGCCUGGAGCCCUCCCGCAAGUACAAGUUCCUGCUCUUUGGGGUCCGAGAUGGGAAGCGACACAGCCAGGUCUCUGUAGAGGCAAAGACAGCUGCCCGAGAGGACACCAGCCCAGAGGCCCCUCCCCGCCUUGGGGAGCUGUGGGUGACGGAGCCUACCACAGACUCCCUGCGCCUGUCCUGGACAGUCCCUGAGGGCCAUUUUGACUCUUUCGUGGUCCAGUUCAAGGACAAAAGUGGGCCCCGGGUGGUGCCAGUAAACGGCCAAGAGCUCACAACCACCAUCACAGCCCUGGAUGCUGGCCGCAAAUACAGAUUCCUCCUCUAUGGGCUUCUGGGAAAGAAACGCUUUGGCCCCCUCACCGCGGAGGGUAACACAGAGUCGAUGAAUGCUGUGGACCACACUAGAGAAAAGCACCCCACAAAACCUCGACUGGGAGAGGAGCUACGGGUGACUAGUGUGACCCAAAACUCCGUGGACCUCUCCUGGACAGUCUCCGAGGGCCAGUUUGACUCCUUUGUGGUCCAGUACAAGGACAGGGAUGGGCAGUCCCAAGUGGUGCCUGUGGACGGCAGCCAUAGAGAGGUUAGAGUCUCUGGUCUAGACCCAGGACGCAGGUACAAGCUGCUACUCUAUGGCCUUCGAGACGGCAAGCGCGUGGGUCCCCUUUCCGUCAUUGCCGUGACUGAGAAACAACAGAAGCCUGGACAGAGGUCCCCUGCAACUUCAACCCCUGCCGCUGUGCCCCGCCUCGGGGAGCUGAGAGUGGAGGAAGCCACACCUCACAGCCUGCACCUCUCCUGGGUGGUGUCUGAGGGAGAAUUGAACUCCUUCGAGGUCCAGUACACUGACAGAGAUGGGCAACUCAGAGUGGUCAGUACAGAGGGUGACCAGAGUGACAUCACCCUUACUGGCCUGGACUCUGACCACAGAUACCUGAUAACCCUGUAUGGCUUCCACGACGGGCAGCGUGUAGGCCCUGCUCAAAUUGAGGCCCUGACAGAGGAUGAAGAGGAGGAGCCCACAGAGCCACCCACCACGACUCCUGAGCCCAAGCCCCACCUGGGAGAGCUGACCGUGACGGACAGCACGCCCAACUCCCUGAGCCUCUCCUGGACAGUCCCCGAGGGACAGUUUGACCAAUUCGUGAUCCAGUACAAGAACGGAGACGGGCAGCCCAAGGUGGUGCGGGUCCCAGGGUACGAAGACCAGGUCACCAUCUCUGGCCUGGAGCCAGACCACAAGUACAAGAUGAACCUGUAUGGCAUCCACAGCGGUCAGCGUGUAGGCCCCGUGUCUGUCAUAGGCGUGACGGCUGCAGAGGAAGAGCCCCCAAGCCCCACAGAGCCCAGCACAGAGGCCCCAGAGCCCACAGAGGCCCCAGAGCCCACCGAGGAGGAGGAGCCACUCCUGGGAGAGCUGACAGUGACAGGAUCCUCCCCAGACUCCCUGAGCCUCUCCUGGACCGUCCCCCAGGGACACUUUGACUCCUUCACUGUCCAGUACAAGGACAGCAAUGGGCGGCCCCAGGUGGUGCGUGUCGGGGGCCAGGAGAGGGAGGCCAUCGUGACAGACCUGGAUCCUGGGCGCAAGUACAAGAUGAACCUGUAUGGAUUCCAUGAGGGGCGUCGUGUGGGCCCCGUGUCCACCGUGGGCGUGACCGGUGAGUGUAUGCGUGUGCCUUCUCAGGCAGCUAGAGCCCUCAAUAUUUCCUACAGCAGAGACUCAGGACUCCAAAACUCCUCAGACACUAACUCAUCCCCUGACCUCCAAUGUCUAAGUAGUCAGAUGGGAUCUGGGGCCAACCCCGAAGAGGAGCCUACUGAUGCCCCUUCCCUGAAACCCCGCCUGGGAGAGCUGACCGUGACAGAUGCCACCCCUGACUCCCUGAGCCUCUCCUGGACAGUCCCCGAGGGACAGUUUGACCAGUUCGUGAUCCAGUACAAGAACGGGGAUGGGCAGCCCAAGGUGGUGCGGGUGCCAGGGUACGAGGACCAGGUCACCAUCUCUGGCCUGGAACCAGACCACAAGUACAAGAUGAACCUGUAUGGCAUCCACAGUGGCCAGCGUGUGGGCCCCGUGUCUGUCACAGGCGUGACGGCUGCAGAGGAAGAGCCUCCCAGUCCAGAGCCCAGCACAGAGGCCCCAGAGCCCACAGAGGCCCCAGAGCCCACCGAGGAGGAGCCGCUCCUGGGAGAGCUGACAGUGACAGGAUCCUCCCCAGACUCUCUGAGCCUCUCCUGGACCGUCCCCCAGGGACACUUUGACUCCUUCACUGUCCAGUACAAGGACAGCAAUGGGCGGCCCCAGGUGGUGCAUGUCGGGGGCCAGGAGAGAGAGGCCAUCGUGAGAGACCUGGAUCCUGGGCGCAAGUACAAGAUGAACCUGUAUGGAUUCCAUGAGGGGCGUCGUGUGGGCCCCGUGUCCACUGUGGGCGUGACCGAUUCAGAGGAGGAAGCUCCGACCACACAGGCGGUGCCCACCACGACUCCUGAGCCCCCUCCUAAGAAGCCCCUCCUGGGAGAGCUGACCGUGACAGAUGCCACCCCUGACUCCCUGAGCCUCUCCUGGACAGUCCCCGAGGGACAGUUUGACCAGUUCGUGAUCCAGUACAAGAACGGGGACGGGCAGCCCAAGGUGGUGCGGGUGCCAGGGUACGAGGACCAGGUCACCAUCUCCGGCCUGGAGCCAGACCACAAGUACAAGAUGAACCUGUAUGGCAUCCACAGCGGUCAGCGUGUGGGCCCCGUGUCUGUCACAGGCGUGACGGCUGCAGAGGAAGAGCCCCCCAGCCCCACAGAGCCCAGCACAGAGGCCCCAGAGCCCACAGAGGCCCCAGAGCCCACCGAGGAGGAGCCGCUCCUGGGAGAGCUGACAGUGACAGGAACCUCCCCAGACUCCCUGAGCCUCUCCUGGACCGUCCCCCAGGGAGACUUUGACUCCUUCACUGUCCAGUACAAGGACAGCAGUGGGCGUCCCCAGGUGGUGCGUGUCGGGGGCCAGGAGAGGGAGGCCAUUGUGAGAGACCUGGAUCCUGGGCGCAAGUACAAGAUGAACCUGUAUGGAUUCCAUGAGGGGAGUCGUGUGGGCCCCGUGUCCACCGUGGGCGUGACUGAGGAGGAAGCUAUGACCACACAGGCAGUGCCCACUGUGACCACCGAGCCCCCUCCAGAGAAGCCCCGCCUGGGAGAGCUGACCGUGACAGAUGCCACCCCUGACUCCCUGAGCCUCUCCUGGACAGUCCCCGAGGGACAGUUUGACCAGUUCGUGAUCCAGUACAAGAACGGGGACGGGCAGCCCAAGGUGGUGCGGGUGCCAGGGCAGGACCAGGUCACCAUCUGCCUGGAGCCAGACCACAAGUACAAGAUGAACCUGUAUGGCAUCCACAGCGGUCAGCGUGUGGGCCCCGUGUCUGUCACAGGCGUGACGGCUGCAGAGGAAGAGCCCCCCAGCCCCACAGAGCCCAGCAGAGAGGCCCCAGAGCCCACAGAGACCCCAGAGCCCACCGAGGAGGAGGAGGAGGAGCCGCUCCUGGGAGAGCUGACAGUGACAGGAUCCUCCCCAGACUCCCUGAGCCUCUCCUGGACCGUCCCCCAGAGACACUUUGACUCCUUCACUGUCCAGUACAAGGACAGCAAUGGGCGGCCCCAGGUGGUGCGUGUCGGGGGCCAGGAGAGGGAGGCCAUCGUGACAGACCUGGAUCCUGGGCGCAAGUACAAGAUGAACCUGUAUGGAUUCCAUGAGGGGCGUCGUGUGGGCCCCGUGUCCACCGUGGGCGUGACUGCUCCAGAGGAGGAAGCUCCAACCACACAGGCGGUGCCCACCACAACUCCUGAGCCCCCUCCUAAGAAGCCCCUCCUGGGAGAGCUGACCGUGACAGAUGCCACCCCUGACUCCCUGAGCCUCUCCUGGACAGUCCCCGAGGGACAGUUUGACCAGUUCGUGAUCCAGUACAAGAACGGGGAUGGGCAGCCCAAGGUGGUGCGGGUGCCAGGGUACGAGGACCAGGUCACCAUCUCCGGCCUGGAGCCAGACCACAAGUACAAGAUGAACCUGUAUGGCAUCCACAGCGGUCAGCGUGUGGGCCCCGUGUCUAUCACAGGCGUGACGGGUGAGUGGACUCUGGGAGCCCAGGGUGGGACCCCUCAGUUAGUGGAACCUGCUGUUCUUUGGUGACUAGGGGGUAAGGAAUCAGUAGCCAAGGACUAUUCAAUACCACAAGCCUGCUGUGACUAACGCUGUGAUAGCUUGUGUGUGCUCCCCUGGUGCUGGCCAGUCUCCCUGGGCAGCAGGGCCAUACAGACCCUUGCUGGUCACUGUCCAGGUGCCCUCAGCAGGGACAUAGGAGCUUGGGAAUGCCAGGGACCCUGCCUCACCCUCUCUGUCUCCUUCUCAGCUGCAGAGGAAGAGGCCCCCAGCCCCACAGAGCCCAGCACAGAGGCCCCAGAGCCCACAGAGACCCCAGAGCCCACCGAGGAGGAGCCGCUCCUGGGAGAGCUGACAGUGACAGGAUCCUCCCCAGACUCCCUGAGCCUCUCCUGGACUGUCCCCCAGGGACACUUUGACUCCUUCACUGUCCAGUACAAGGACAGCAAUGGGCGGCCCCAGGUGGUGCGUGUCGGGGGCCAGGAGAGGGAGGCCAUCGUGACAGACCUGGAUCCUGGGCGCAAGUACAAGAUGAACCUGUAUGGAUUCCAUGAGGGGCGUCGUGUGGGUCCCGUGUCCACAGUGGGCGUGACCGCCUCUCUAACCACAGAGCCCCCCAUCCAGCCCCGCCUGGGAGAGCUGGCUGCGGUAGAAGUGACUCCCAGUGCUGUGCACCUGUCCUGGACUGUGGCCCAGGGCCCCUUCGACUCCUUCCUGGUCCAGUACAGGGACGCACAGGGACAGCCCCAGAUGGUGCCUGUGAGCGGAGACCUGAGUGAGGUCACCGUCUCAGGUCUGGAGCCAUCCCGCAAGUACAAGUUUCUCCUCUUUGGACUCCUGGGUGGGAAGCGCCAUGGCCCUGUCUCCACAGAAGCAAAGACUGCCGCCCUGGAGAAGACACCGCAGCCCCGUCUCGGUGAACUGUCAGUGACAGGGGAGACCUCUGACUCCGUGCACCUCUCGUGGACUGUGGUCCAGGGUCCCUUUGACUCCUUCCUGGUCCAGUACAAAGACAGGGAUGGGCAGCUCCAGACAGUUCCUGUGGCUGCAGACCAGCAGGAGGUCACCAUAGAGGGUCUGCAGCCAGGCAGGAAAUACAAAUUCUUGCUCUUCGGGCUCACUGGAGAAAAGCGCCUGGGACCCAUCUCUGCCUUGGGAGUGACAGCCUCAGAAGUGGACACAUCAACCCCAAACCCCACUGAGCACCCUGAGACACCCCACCUGGGGACGCUGGCAGUGACUGAGGCAACGCCAAACUCCCUGCGCCUCUCCUGGGGUGUGGCCCGCGGCCCCUUUGACUCCUUUGUGGUCCAGUACCAGGACACAGAGGGGCAACCCCAGGCCCUGCUUGUUGAUGGGAACCAGGACAAAGUCCUCAUCUCAGACCUGAAACCCAGCACUUCCUACAAAUUCUUCCUCUAUGGCCUCAGUCAAGGGACACGCCACGGACCUGUCUCUGCAGAGGGCACCACAGAUCCAGUUCCUGCUGGUCAGGGCCCAGGGGACCCCGGGCCCCGCCUGUCUCAGCUCUCAGUAUCAGACGUGACCACCAGUUCGCUGCGGCUAAACUGGGAAGCCCCGCUUGGGGCCUUUGACUCUUUCUUACUACGCUUUGGGGUUCCUUUACCAAGUACCCUGGAGCCGCAUCCUCGCCCUCUGCUCCAGCGAGAGCUUAUGGUGCCAGGGACGCGGCGCUCAGCCGUGCUUCGAGACCUGCGUCCCGGAACCCUGUACAGCCUUACUCUGUAUGGGCUGCGUGGGCCGCACAAGGCAGACAGCAUCCAGACCACUGCCCGCACGCUCAGCCCAGUUCUGGAGAGCCCUCGGGACCUGCAAUUCAGUGACAUCGGGGAAACGUCAGCCAAAGUCAGCUGGGUGCCGCCAUCAUCCAGGGUGGACAGCUUCAAAAUCUCCUACCAGCUAGCAGAUGGAGGAGAGCCACAAAGUGUGCAGGUGGAUGGCCGGACCCACACCCAGAUCCUCCAGGGGCUCAUUCCGGACACUCGCUAUGAGGUGACUGUGGUCUCAGUCCGUGGCUUUGAGGAGAGUGAGCCUCUCACAGGUUUCCUCACCACAGUUCCUGAUGGUCCCACCCAGCUACGGGCAUUAAACUUGACUGACAGAUCUGCCCUUCUGCACUGGAAACCUCCCCACAAGCCGGUGGACAAAUACAAUGUCCAGGUCGCAUCCCCUGGGGCCCCACCCUUUCAGGCCUCGGCACCUGGCAGCGCUGUGGACUACCCGCUGACGGAUCUGUCACUGGACACCAAUUACACAGCCACCGUGCGUGGUCUCCGGGGUCCUAACUUCACCUCCCCGGCCAGCAUUAACUUCACCACAGGGUUAAAGCCCCCCCAGGACUUGGAGGCCAAGGAAGUGACUCCUCGCACGGCCCUGCUCACUUGGACUGCACCUAAGGUUCCACCCACAGGCUACCUGCUCAGCUUUGACACCCCCGGAGGACAGAUUCAGGAAAUCCUGCUUCCAGCAGGGACCACCUCACACAGGCUUCUCCGCCUCUUCCCCUCCACCUUCUACAGCGCCCAGCUCCGGGCUAUUUGGGGCGAGAGCCUCACGCCUCCUGUGUCCACUUCCUUUACUACUGGUGGGCUGCGGAUCCCCUUCCCCAGGGACUGUGGGGAGGAGCUGAAAAAUGGGGCCAGCGCCUCAAAGACCACCACCAUCUUCCUCAAUGGCAACCGAGAGCGGCCCUUGGAUGUGUUUUGUGACAUGCAGACUGACGGAGGAGGUUGGCUGGUGUUCCAGCGCCGCAUGGAUGGACAGACAGACUUCUGGAGAGACUGGGAGGAGUACGCCCAUGGUUUUGGGAACAUCUCCAGGGAAUUCUGGCUGGGCAAUGAGGCCCUUCAUAGCCUCACGCAGUCUGGAGACUACUCUAUGCGUGUGGACCUGCGGGCUGGAAAGGAAGCCGUGUUCGCCCAGUAUGACUUCUUCCGAGUAGACUCAGCGAAGGAGAACUAUCGCCUACACCUAGGGGGCUACCAUGGGACCGCGGGUGACUCUAUGAGCUACCACAGCGGCAGUGUCUUUUCGGCCCGUGAUCGAGACCCCAAUAACUUGCUCAUCUCCUGCGCUGUCUCCUACCGUGGCGCUUGGUGGUACAAGAACUGUCACUACGCCAACCUCAACGGGCUCUAUGGAAGCACAGUGGAUCACCAGGGAGUGAGCUGGUACCACUGGAAGGGCUUCGAGUUCUCGGUGCCCUUCACGGAAAUGAAGCUGAGACCCAGAAACUUCCAGGCCCCCACCAGGGGCACCUGAGCCUGCUGCCCACCUCACUCACACCCUGGUAUGACUGCCGAGCACUGAGGGGUUGUGCCCAGAGAAGAGCCAGUGUGUCUCUACUGUGCCUAGCUCACCGAGGAAGCCUUCUCUGCCACAGUCUCACAGCACCAUGUUUACAGGGGGGAGGGGAGGGGAAUGGAGCAAUAAAGGAGAAACUGAGGCACAA